Messenger RNA from Scaptodrosophila lebanonensis, 800 nucleotides. RefSeq names its product myosin light chain alkali (gene Mlc1). Lineage: Eukaryota; Metazoa; Arthropoda; Insecta; Diptera; Drosophilidae. Bases 87 to 554 code for a protein of 155 amino acids. Gene Ontology annotation, molecular function: calcium ion binding. The record is from RefSeq and is a predicted model, not a curated record. Gene Ontology annotation, cellular component: muscle myosin complex. The transcript is spliced from 5 exons.
CCUUGCCGUGCUGCCGCCGACGAAUAACGUUCAGUCGAGACCGAGCUCAUCCGCGAUACAGUUCUUUUCGCAUCCAAACAGACAAAAUGGCUGAUGUUCCAAAGCGUGAAGUUGAAAAUGUUGAAUUCGUUUUCGAAGUCAUGGGUUCCCCCGGUGAGGGUAUUGAUGCCGUCGAUCUAGGCGAUGCCCUGCGCGCUUUGAACUUGAACCCCACUCUGGCGCUGAUCGAGAAAAUGGGCGGCACCAAGAAGCGCAAUGAGAAGAAAAUCAAAUUGGACGAAUUCCUGCCCAUUUACUCACAAGUCAAGAAGGAGAAGGAGCAAGGCUGCUAUGAAGAUUUCAUUGAGUGCUUGAAACUGUACGACAAAGCCGAGAACGGCACCAUGCUGCUCGCUGAAUUGCAACACGCCCUGCUGGCGCUUGGUGAGAGCUUGGAUGAUGAACAAGUGGAGACUCUGUUCGCCGACUGCAUGGACCCCGAGGAUGAUGAAGGCAUGAUCCCCUACUCUCCAUUCCUUGCUAGAAUGUGUGACAGGCCAGAUCAGCUUAAAUAAUUUACCAACAACAACAAAAAACAACAACAACAUCAACAACAACAACAACAAAUUUAUAGCAACAACCAUUCUCCAGAGAUGUUAAAUUCAUCGCUAACUCUCUCUAUCUCUCUCUCGUAUAUUAUUUAUUUUAAUUAAAAUUUUACUUCUGCUACUACAACUGCAAAAUUGAACUUCAAGAUAAUAUUAUUUUUUAAAAAUAAAAAAAUUUAAAUUAUAAAAUAACGAAAAAAAAACUGAAACGAA